Messenger RNA from Microstroma glucosiphilum, 2797 nucleotides. RefSeq lists its product as hypothetical. The coding region runs from base 261 to 2645 and encodes 794 amino acids. The transcript is spliced from 2 exons. The record is from RefSeq and is a predicted model, not a curated record. NCBI's taxonomy places the organism in Eukaryota, Fungi, Basidiomycota, Exobasidiomycetes, Microstromatales, Microstromataceae.
CCUCACCUCCCCGCUUCCCGGCCCCUUUCUCUGCGGUCGACGGAGCCCCUCAUCGUCAUUGCCAUCGACGACGAUCCUCUACAGGGUCCUAACACUCCACACCUCUCUGCUUGCGCACCACGCUUUAGGCCCUGACUUUGUGCCUUGCAUCCGCUUCAUCUCUCCUUAUCGCUCGCGCCGGCCUGUCACUUUCGCUUCACCCACGCGCAUGACUGUAUCAAGAGGUCUCUAGUCUCUGACCACAAACGGCACUCAAGGCGAUGCCGCCAGCCUCGGCGGCUUUUGUCUCAAGCAGUACCGCUACAUCGUCCACAUGGCGCCACCCAUCCACUGCCCAGCUCUUCCAGCUCACUCUGCUCAUUGCUAAUACCGCCGUGAGCUGGAAUCGAAGGAGGAUCAGCAACAUCGCCGGUACAGCUAGCUUCACCGUAUGGCUCUUCGCACAGAGUCCACAGCUGUACGAGAACUACCGGCGCAAGUCCGUUUCUGGCUUGUCCCUCGUCUUUCUCACCCAAUGGAUUGUGGCAGAUGUCCUCAAUCUUGUGGGGGCCUUCCUCACACAGCAGCUGCCCUUUCAGAUCGCAGUAGCCUUCUACUUUUGCUGCGUAGACUGCGUCAUCGUCUUUCAGUGGAUACGCUAUUCUCAGAUCAACCCCCCACCCAAGCUCUCAAGACCAAAGUACGAAAGACAUAGAACACGCCAUGCCAGUCACAUUCAUCACCGCACGCAUACCCAAAUGUCAUCAGCCUCUUCUCACAAGUAUCGUCCGACGAUGACACAGUCCCUCACCCUGACCAGGCCUUCGCAAUCUCCAGUGAUCAGUAGUGGACCAGCUGGUCCCCCAGGCUAUGCUUCGAUGGAGAGCACUCGACCAGUGGACCAGCAGAGUAGGAGAGCUCAGUCUUACCCUGGAAGACCAAUGGAGAGAGCCUCAUCGGACGCUGGAAAGAAUAUCAUAGCCAGGCUGGCAGGUACACAUGGGGAGCAGAGCGAGAGGCAAGGCCGGGCCGGGCAGCGGGAGCACAAACGGCCAGAGUCACAGGCAGAGGCCGAGCGGAGAGACGAGGCAAUUCUCUCUGCUCGAGCUCGCUCUCGUUCGAAGGCAUCCUUGGCAAUGACGGCAGGCACGGCCAGCACGGCAUCGAGUCGAGCUGCCAGCCCCAACCCUUCCUCACGUGGUGGACCUAGCGCUGGUCCCUCCCGUUCGGUCUCUCCUGCUCGUGGCAGGUCUCAAAGAACGAAUGAUCCACAAGAGUGGCAGACAUCUCAACAUCAGCAUCCUCAUCACCAUCAAGCGCUGAGUCUCAGACCCUCUGCCUCUCGUUCUCCGAGCUCCUCUUCUUCGUACAAGUUGAUGACACAGGAGGCUCUGAGAGUCGCCUUGCUCGCCGAAAGGCUGGAGGAGCGGCGAAGCAGGCGAGGUCGGAGUCGUAGCAGCACUGCCAACACAGAUACGGAUGGCUACUUUGUUGGCAAGUACGACAAUUUUGGUCUGCGGAUGGCUGGCAGCCGGGAAGGAAGCAGAGGCAGCAGUAGGCGAAGUAGCAUCGAUGGGCAAUCAGAUGGGCUUCGCAGCAACAAGGGCAAGGCUAGACAGCACUUCCUCACUGUGCCGACGACGGACGAAGAUGAUUCGGAAGAAGGCGGAACGAGCGGGCUCACCAUAAUGAUGGAAGGAGAAGCGACGGCGCGACCCAGCCCAGAAGGCUCCACAUCCCCUCCGAGGCGCCACAAACUCAAGCGUCAUGCCUCUGCACUGGGGAAGGAGCUGGAUCCUCUGCUCCCCUUGGCAGACAAAAGGCGGAGCUCUCGUCGGGCAGGCCGAUCGAGAGUGCACUCUGCGACGCAAGAGCAAUCGACUGGCAGCGGAAGAAGCAAGAGCCGUAAAAGGAAAGCCACCUCUGCCGUUGCUGGCGUCUUCUCCCUGCUGGGCAUCGGCAGUCUGGUGGGCUUGGGGGAAGUAGGAGACAGUGUGGGCUUUUGGGCCAUGCCAGGAACAGCUAAUGCAAGCGUGGUGCGGCCCAUGCGAGAGCAGCAGGAGGUGAGGUGGAGACAUCCGGUCAUGCUCUACCCUCAGUCUACCGGUCAGAGAACGGGUCUAGGCGCCGAACGACCGGACGUGGUCGCAUUGCACUUUGUCUCUGGCAAUCGCGACGAUGACGACCAUCGGCAUCAUCGACACAAUCCGCCUCCUACAACUCCUCUUCCCCCUCCUGACCCGUCUCCACCACCGCACGACGAGCGUCCUCCGGGAGGAGGCCCACCUCCACGAGCCCCCAUCGACGUCCCCCUCCUCAUCGGCCGCAUUGCCUCCUGGCUCUGCACGAUCCUCUACACCACCUCCCGUCUACCCCAGCUUUACCUCAAUGCGCGACGUCGCUCCGUGGAAGGGUUGAGCAUCUUGCUGUUCAUGAGCGCAUUCAUGGGAAACAGCCUCUACUCUCUGUCUAUCUUGAGCAGUCCAGAGGCAGUUGGGGAGGGAAAGAGGGAGUAUCUGAGGGAAAGUAUGCCCUUUUUGCUCGGUAGCGGGGGGACACUGGUGUUUGAUGCGGUCAUUGUGCUGCAGUGGUGGAUGUGGGGGAAGAAGGGACAGGGGCAGCGCCGUCAGGAGAGUGAUGGUGUUGUAGAGCGAGUCCCGGCGUGAACAAGCGAGCGAGCGAGGGUUGGGGUCGGGCCGUGCUCCGUAUAGACCAAAGCGAACUGUAGAUUGUCACACACAGCAUACCUCGUCCAUGUCCAGACAUGCAAUUACUAUCUCUGUCACAAUCCUUACCUCUAUCGCAAUCACUAUCAGUG